AUGACGAACUACGGCGCGAUUCCGACGUCGUCUCACCCAUCGCUGGGAGUGGAUCUCGAGUACAUCUCACGGGCCAAACACCGUAUAAAAUCCGGUCUCGCCACGCGCCGCCCAUGGAAACUGAUGUUCGAUUACGAUUCCAUGACCGUCCCUCACGGUUUCUUCGACGCGAUCUCGAGAAUCAAAACGAAUCUCGGCUACUUCCGAGCGAACUACGUCAUCGGAGUCCUCUUCAUCCUCUUCAUAAGCCUCCUCUACCACCCGACCUCGCUCCUCGUCUUGGCCAUCCUGGUCGUCUUCUGGAUCUUCCUCUAUUUCCUCCGCGACGAGCCUCUCAUAGUUUUCGGUUACCAGAUCGACGAUCGGACGGUCAUGGUCGCUCUCUCGGUUUUGACCGUCGUUAUGCUUAUGCUGACUCACGCGACGGUAAAUAUCCUCGGAUCGCUGUUGACAGCCGCCGUGUUGGUCCUGGUCCACGCGGGGGUGAGAAGGAGUGACAAUUUGUUCCUCGACGAGGAAGCUGCGGCGGCGACUGAAGUCUCAGGGCUUACGUCAUACCCUUCGUCUUGA
Messenger RNA from Microthlaspi erraticum, 570 nucleotides. The record is from the annotation of a GenBank genome assembly. NCBI's taxonomy places the organism in Eukaryota, Viridiplantae, Streptophyta, Magnoliopsida, Brassicales, Brassicaceae.